GGGUUGAAGAAUAACGGGAAAAAAAAACUCAAUGGAUUCUUUCUUCAACGUCGUAGUUUGAAGUUUCUCAAAUCUUCUAUUGAAAAUUUUUAAAAUAGCGGCCAUUAAAUACCCACGAAAUCGCACAUACGAAAUCCCAACAAGAACUAUCAUCGUCAUCAAUCAGGGGGAAAAGCCCAUCCAUGGCUUCUUCUUUUUCUUCUUCAUCGUCUCGUCCACUGACAGACCGCGUGGCCAUAGUGACGGGGGCUUCUCGAGGCAUAGGCCGAGCCAUAGCUGUUCAUCUCCACUCACUCGGAGCCAAGGUUGUAAUCAACUACGCUUUGAGCUCGACCCAAGCCGAUUUGCUCGCUUCUGAGCUCAAUAAUGCCUCCAGUUCGUCAGAGCUUCAAGCCGUUGCUGUUCAGGCGGACGUAUCGGAUCCGGAUCAGGUGAAGCUGCUGUUUGAGAAAUCGGAGCAAGUGUUUGGGCCGAUCCAUAUUCUUGUGAACUGUGCCGGAGUGCUUGAUCCGAAGUACCCGACAAUUGCAAAUACCGCGUUGGAGGAUUGGGACAGAACCUUCAACAUCAACACUAGAGGUGCAUUUCUGUGCACAAGAGAGGCGACAAAUAGGCUAGUUCGAGGUGGUGGAGGAAGGAUCAUACUGAUAAGUACGUCAAUUGUUGGGAACAACUUGCCAGGUUAUGGAGCCUAUGCAGCUUCAAAAGCUGCAGUGGAGACGAUGACAAAGAUAGUGGCUAAGGAGGUGAAAGGAACAAAGAUCACAGCCAAUUGUGUGGCACCAGGGCCUGUAGCCACUGAGCUAUUCUUUGAAGGCAAAACUGAGGAAACCAUAAAGAGAAUUGUGGAUGCUUGCCCUUUGGAAAGACUUGGAGAGCCCAAGGAUGUGGCUCACUUCGUGGGCUUCUUGGCUAGUGAUGCUGGAGAGUGGAUCAACGGCCAGGUUGUUAGAGUCAAUGGUGGCUUUGUUGUUUAGACACUUUGUCUGUUCUAAAUCUCUUAAAUCAUAAUCAGUUGUGAUUCCUCCACCUUUUUAAAUUUUAGUUUUAGUUAUAAAUUAUGCGAAUCAUGUGUAGCAUUUUAUAGAGGGAUGCUUGUUGUAUCAAUGUCAAUAUAGUAUAAGGCAUAUUCUACUAGGAAUAGUUGGUCUAA
This is a messenger RNA of Prosopis cineraria, 1153 nucleotides long. RefSeq names its product NADPH-dependent aldehyde reductase-like protein, chloroplastic. The coding region runs from base 183 to 977 and encodes 264 amino acids. Gene Ontology annotation, molecular function: oxidoreductase activity. NCBI's taxonomy places the organism in Eukaryota, Viridiplantae, Streptophyta, Magnoliopsida, Fabales, Fabaceae. The transcript has 2 exons. The record is from RefSeq and is a predicted model, not a curated record.